UUCAUUGGAGAGAGAGAGAGAGACAGAGAGAGAAGAGAGUGCAGAGUCGAGUUCAUCCAAUCCAACCAAAACUUGCGCUGCCCACUAUAUUUUCUCACUCUAUAUCUAUUCGCGUGUAGAUAUAUAUAUAUAUAUAUAUGUAUAUCAUGCACUUUGAUGCUAUGAGCUCUCGAUGAAUUCGAGCCCUAGUUGAUCUUUCUCACUCAAUUCUCUCAUCCCCUGUGGGAUUUACAGCAACAGAACACAGGGUUUUGAUCGUUGAGCAAGAUCAAGAAACCAGAGUGAACAGAGCUAUAUAGAAAGUCCAUAGCUAAAGAUCUCUAGAGUUAGAGAGCCUAAGCAUUCACAAUGGAUCAGCAAGGGCAUGGGCAGCCCCCUGUUAUGGGGGUAGUGGGUAGUUCAGCUCAGAUGCCAUAUGGCGUGGGCCCAUAUCAAGCUAACCAAAUGAUGAGGCCCUCUGCUCCUCCACCAGUUGGAUCGACUCAAUCUCCUCAAACCGGAGGUACCUCUGCCUCGCCAGCUCAGCUUGCGCAGCACCAACUGGGUUAUCCACACAUCCACCAGCAACAGCAACAGCAAUUGCAGCAACAACUCCAGGGUUUUUGGGCAAGUCAGUACCAAGAAAUUGAGCAAACAUCUGAUUUCAAAAACCAUAGCCUUCCAUUAGCUAGGAUUAAAAAGAUCAUGAAAGCAGACGAGGAUGUGAGAAUGAUAUCAGCUGAGGCUCCGGUCGUGUUUGCCAGGGCCUGUGAGAUGUUCAUUUUAGAGUUAACGCUACGGUCUUGGAAUCACACGGAGGAGAACAAAAGGAGGACGCUUCAGAAGAACGAUAUUGCUGCGGCUAUCACAAGGAAUGAGAUAUUUGAUUUCUUGGUUGAUAUCGUUCCGAGGGAGGAUUUGAAAGAUGAGGUACUUGCAUCAAUGCCAAGAGGAACGCUUCCUGUGGGGGGCCCGACUGAAGGCCUUCCAUAUUAUUAUAUGCCGCCACAGCAUGCCCCACAGGUUGGAGCUCCAGGGAUGUUCAUGGGUAAGCCUGUUGAUCAAGCACUUUAUGGCCAGCAAUCUAAUCCUUACGCUGCAGCUCAGCAGAUGUGGCCACAUCAGCAGCAACCACCUGCAGAUUCUUAAGGGAGUGGAUUAACUAGAAACAUGGAUGACUACUAUAUGUUUUGGUGGAUGAUGUUAUCGUAGUAGAAGCAAAGAACAAGAGAAGAUACUGAAGAACUAAUAGAGAAGACCAAAAGAGACAAACAUGUUUGGGAAACUAUUGUUAGCUCUCAGAUAGUAUAGCAUAGCUUGUUCUUCAUAGGAGUCUUUCAUGAGUUUUUUCUGGUUUUACUUUUGUGCCAAAAGUGUGUCAUAAAAUUCUGACCUCUUGUAAGUUAGAGAAUGCAGUGGCAAUGUUUUGGUGGCUGAUGUUACUUUUU
Messenger RNA from Camellia sinensis, 1427 nucleotides. Its product is annotated as nuclear transcription factor Y subunit C-3. NCBI's taxonomy places the organism in Eukaryota, Viridiplantae, Streptophyta, Magnoliopsida, Ericales, Theaceae. Gene Ontology annotation, molecular function: protein heterodimerization activity; RNA polymerase II cis-regulatory region sequence-specific DNA binding; DNA-binding transcription factor activity, RNA polymerase II-specific. The record is from RefSeq and is a predicted model, not a curated record. Gene Ontology annotation, biological process: regulation of transcription by RNA polymerase II. Gene Ontology annotation, cellular component: nucleus.